GUCUGCGCAUCUGCGUGCUGGCAGGCUUCUAGUUCUGCCGGAUGUGUGGCGCUUGUGGCUAUGGCUACUCGUCGAGCUUUGCACUUCGUCUUCAAAGUGGGAAACCGCUUCCAGACCGCGCGUUUCUUUCGCGAUGUCCUGGGGAUGAAGGUGCAGACGGGGCCGAGAGGGGCUGGGGCACGAGGGUGGGUGGCCGGGGCCGCUGCGCUCCACUGGCCCAAGAAAGGGACAAUUGGGUGUGUCUUGAAUCUCCGCUGGCGCCCAGGUAGAUUUCACAAUCUUGUUUGCCUGACUUGGUAUUCUAAUUUCCUUAUCAGAUUCUGCGGCAUGAGGAAUUUGAAGAGGGCUGCAAAGCUACCUGUAAUGGGUAUGACACCUUGUUUCUUAAAAUCUCCUUUAGGCUCUGAAUACCCUUGGAGAACAGAAGAAAGUUGUUUGAAGCCUUAUGAUGGGAAAUGGAGUAAGACAAUGGUGGGAUUUGGACCUGAGGAUGAUCAUUUUGUCGCAGAACUGACCUACAAUUAUGGCAUUGGACACUACAAGCUUGGCAAUGACUUCAUGGGUAUCACCCUUGCUUCUAGCCAGGCUGUCAGCAAUGCCAGGAAGCUGGAGUGGCCACUCAAUGAAGUUACGGAAGGUGUUUUUGAAAUCAAGGCCCCAGGAGGAUAUAAGUUCUAUUUGCAGAAUCACAACCCACCUCAGUCAGAUCCUAUAUUAAAAGUAACUCUAGCAGUGUCUGAUCUUAAGAGGUCCUUGAACUACUGGUCUAAUCUACUGGGAAUGAAAGUUUAUGAAAAAAGUGAAGAGAAGCAAAGGGCUUUGCUGGGCUAUGCUGAUAACCAGUGUAAGCUGGAGCUGCAGGGUAUCAAGGGUAGAGUUGAUCAUGCAGCAGCUUUUGGAAGAAUUGCCUUUUCUUGCCCGGAGAAAGAGUUACUGGACUUAGAAGACUUGAUGAAAAGGGAGAACCAGAAGAUUCUGACUCCCCUGGUGAGUCUGGAUACACCAGGGAAAGCAACAGUACAAGUGGUCAUUCUGGCUGACCCUGAUGGACAUGAAAUUUGCUUUGUGGGGGAUGAAGCAUUUCGAGAACUUUCUAAGAUGGAUCCAGAGGGAGGCAAAUUGUUGGAUGACGCAAUGGCGGCAGAUAAAAGUGAUGAAUGGUUUGCCAGACACAAGAAAUCAAAGGCUUCGGGGUAACAGAAGACAUGAUGUGGAACAAGCAUUUGUGAUUCCUGUCUAGCACCUGCAAGGCCUGAUGUGUCCAUGCAUGAUAAAGACCCUCAUACCUUGCUUGUCUCCUGUACCAGCAAGGAGGCUGGGGUGGUAAAAAUCUGUGUGUCUUAAUCUUUGAAAGCGCUAAGAUAUAUUUUAGAAAUAAAAUCCUACUGUCUGUCCAGUUA
Lutra lutra (Eurasian river otter) is the source of this 1400-nucleotide messenger RNA. It is a transcript of the gene GLOD4, whose product is annotated as glyoxalase domain containing 4. Lineage: Eukaryota; Metazoa; Chordata; Mammalia; Carnivora; Mustelidae. The transcript has 9 exons. The record is from RefSeq and is a predicted model, not a curated record. The coding region runs from base 61 to 1197 and encodes 378 amino acids.